Messenger RNA from Adineta ricciae, 1260 nucleotides. The record is from the annotation of a GenBank genome assembly. Lineage: Eukaryota; Metazoa; Rotifera; Eurotatoria; Adinetida; Adinetidae.
AUGGGUUUUACACCGUACCAACUGUUUCUUGCCGGUUUGAUGUUAGUAACUGGUACGAUCAAUACGUUAUCAACGAAAUGGGCUGAUCGACAAACAUCUGAGUUUUGCGAUGGAACGGGUCAGAAUGUUACAUUUGAGCAUCCGUUUCUUCAGGCGGUCGGUAUGUUCAUCGGUGAAUUCUUAUGUCUGUUAGCUUUCAAAUUCAUUUGGUACUCUACUGCUCGGUAUCGUAUUGAACAAAUGACAUAUAAGGGUGAUGCAUCAUCGACACUUGUGCGUUUAUGGCCUAUCAACAUCAAGAAAGAUAUUCGUCUAGUCGAUGGUGAACAAGUAUUUAAUCCAUUGAUAUUUUGGAUAGCAUCCAUCUUUGAUAUGCUCUCGACAUGUUUAUCUUAUUUUGCAUUGAAUCUAACUACUGCAAGUUCUUUUCAAAUGUUGAGAGGUUCAGUCAUGGUUUUCACGGCUCUUAUGAGUAUAUUAUUUCUAAAGAAGAGACUCAACGGCAUUCAGUGGUUAGGCAUUGGUACUGUUGUCAGUGGUUUAGUUGUUGUUGGUGUAUCCGAUCUGUUAUUUGACAAAACACCAGAGGGUAAUCAUAGCAGUGGCGAAAAGGUUGCUGGAAUUCUUCUUAUUCUCUUGGCAAUGUUGUUUACUAGUGGUCAAGUUGUCUACGAGGAGCGAUACAUUGGAAAAUACAACAUUCCACCGUUACAAGCUGUUGGUUGGGAAGGCAUCUUUGGUUUCCUUACUCUCAGUCUUGUUAUAAUCCCAUUCCAUUUCAUCCAUCUGUCCACCUCAAAUAGCGGUCCAGAGCAUCGACUUGAAGAUGUCCCGGAAGCAUUCUGUCAAAUGGGCCAUAAUUACAUAAUCAUCAUAGCAACAGUUGGAAACGUACUCUCAAUUGCAUUUUUCAAUUUCGCUGGUAUAUCCGUCACCAAAGAAUUGUCAUCAACCACGCGAAUGGUGCUCGACAGUGGUCGAACGUUGAUCAUCUGGGCAGUGUCACUAGCACUGAGCUGGCAAAAAUUUUACCCGUUACAAAUCGUCGGUUUCGUUCUUUUAGUUAUCGGUAUGGGUAUUUACAACGGUGUGUGGCAAAGUUUAUACCGUCAAUUUUUCGGUCGACGAGCUGAUGAUCAAGCAGCGCUGAUACCCGAUUAUACUGUUGCCAACCCGUACGCAAUAUCCAAUCCAGCAAAUGUUCCAACAGGUGCAGGAAUGUAUGUCCCAUCUGAGAAAGAUUCAAUCAAUAAUACAUGA